AUGCAAUCGAGAUGGCACGGUGUUGCUCCACCUCAGACUGUCACGUUCAGCGAUGCCUUGGCAAACGCAACGCUCGGGCCGGCUCUUCUCUGCCACUACUCGCCAUCAACGCUUCUACACCUAUCACUCACCUGCUCGAAUCUCAGGGAAUUGCAGCAGAGCACUCUCGGCAGGCAUGCGCUCGCCAUCGCGCUGCCGCACACCAUGUACUACGAGCGCAAGGAGCUGAUCCAGUCGCUCGACCUGCUGUGCUUUGUGCUCUUCGUCUACACCUGGCUCCUGGACAACCGCACGCUACUGCUGCUCAUCAAAUCGGCGCUGCAGGUGCAGUUCUGCAAUCCGCUGCAGCUGCAUCCGACGUGGUCGCUGCCCUUCUUUGUCGUCUUUCUCGCGUGUCUCAACGCCCUCCUCGCACUCGCGCAUCUCUGGGCGCCCGCAAGCGCGACCAACAGGGGCGAUGCGAUCCUCAUCGACUUUGUAGGCCAGGAUGCGGCACCGGGACGGCUACACAUGCUGGGCAUCGAUCUGUCUGUUGCCUUAGUGCAGCUGCUCAUGACGAUUGUUGCGUUCGAGUGCGCAAAAGACCAGGCCAAGCAGGAUGGAGAGCAGAGUCAACUCGAUGACACCACCGAACGCGAGGGCGAGGAGCGUGGACAGGGGUGGGACGUGCGCGACGAAGAGGCGGCGCUGUUUGGACUCGAUACCGACGAUGAAGCGAGGCGCGAAAGGACGAGUCUGACACACUGCAUUGCGGUCGUGCGCUUGCGGCCCAUCGUCGACGACAUUGUCAAGCGGCAGUUCCUGCCAGACGCGCCGCCCGCAGAGGCUCAGGAAGAGCCACAGCCCCAACAGCCACCGGUUGAGACCGGCGAUCGACCGGACACGAGUCGCAUACGACGCUUUUCGCGGCGUCCACGCGCAGCGCCAGCAGCUGCCGACGCCGGUGCGCCGCCAGCGUACGCGGGGCUGGGCCCUGUAUCCGCCGACGACUCUUGGCCACCCAUGUGGCUGAUCCUUGCGCGCAACAUGGGCGCACGCCUCCCCUCGCUUCCAUCUCUUCCCUCUCUUCGCCCCUCAGUCAUGAGCCGCUUUGGCCGGUCUCUCACCGCCAACCCGCCUGCAGAGUACACACGUGUCAAUACCGAGCCACCCGAACGAUAA
Moesziomyces antarcticus is the source of this 1161-nucleotide messenger RNA. RefSeq lists its product as uncharacterized. Lineage: Eukaryota; Fungi; Basidiomycota; Ustilaginomycetes; Ustilaginales; Ustilaginaceae. The transcript has a single exon. The coding region runs from base 1 to 1161 and encodes 386 amino acids. Gene Ontology annotation, biological process: SREBP signaling pathway. The record is from RefSeq and is a predicted model, not a curated record. Gene Ontology annotation, cellular component: Dsc E3 ubiquitin ligase complex.